GGUGGGAAGGAAGGGUGAGCUGGUCCGGGCCAUCUAUGCUGCAGGGACGUCUGCUGCGCAUGAACGUCCCUGUGUGUCGUCGUCAAGGCAACGUCACUAGUCCGGGGCCGGCCCGGAGCGAGCGGAGAAGAGGGCCUCCCGGUGAAGAUGGACAGCCCGGAACGACUAACCCUCCCCACCGGACAGUCCCUGUAGCAUAGAUGGCCCGGCCAAGCUCAUCCUUCCUUCCCACCGAGGGGAGAUCCUUAGAAUUAUGGACGCCACAAGUGACAGCAAGAAACUAGGAGCAGUGAAGCUAUCACGUGUAACUUUCCGAGCAACAAAUCGGGAUGGUGACCCUUCAGCUUUAAAAAAUCCUGCAGCUGCCCAGAGCUCCAGGGGGGCCUCAAAUGUGAAACCUUUGCCAAGUGAAGGAUCUUCGAAACCUACGGACACAAAAAAACCUACACAAUCCAUCAGCCUGUCAGGUCUCCUGGCAGCUCAACGGAUGACACUGCGACUAAAGAAUCAGGCAGCUUUACGGAGAAAGGCCAGAGCCCGCACGCCGAACCGCAAACCCAUCAACAUCAUCAAUGAACAGGUUCCUGCUGGUUCUGCAAAUCCCGCACAAAGGUUCCCAUAUUCCAUAGCAAAAGAACUCAUCCAGGAUUUUUUGACGGCAAAGCUAAGAAAUGUGACAUAUGACCCAAGUACAUCCGCCGACCUCACCAAGAAUCUGUGUGAAGACAUCAAGAAAAUUGUCCGCAGAGUCACCCCGGCUAGAUACAAGCUUAUCUGCAACACAGCCAUAGGGAGCAAGAACCAGGAGGACAUUCUGGUGACCAGUCAAUGUCUGUGGGACUCCUACUCCGAUAACAUCACCUCCUGUAGCUUUCAGAACUCUACCAUGUUUUGUGUUGUGACGGUGUACGCAGUUUAUUUUGAGUGAACACGUGACGGACUGUAUUUCAACAACAACUGUCUUUCCCAACAACAAGAUAUAUAUAUAUACUAGCUGAGUACCCGGCGUUGCCCGGUUUUUCCUUCCUAAUCCUUGUUGAGGAGGAAAAUCAACAGAGGAGGAAGCUUUUGUCCUCAUAUCCCAUCCUCAUAUAUUGUUGUCAUAUCCCAACCCCAUAUCCCGUCCUCCUAUCCCGUCCUCAUAUCUCAUCCUCAUAUCCUGACCUCAUAUCCCGUCCUCCUAUCCCGUCCUCAUAUCCUGACCUCAUAUCCCGUCCUCCUAUCCCAACCUCAUAUCUCAACCUCAUAUCCCAACCUCCUAUCCCGACCUCCUAUCUCAACCUUAUAUCCCGUCCUCAUAUCCCAACCUCCUAUCCCGUCCUGCUAUCUCAACCUCAUAUCCUGUCCUCAUAUCCCGACCUCAAAUCCUGUCCCCAUAUCCCGUCCUCAUAUCUCAUCCUCAUAUCCUGACCUCAUAUCCCGUCCUCCUAUCCCAACCUAUCAUCCCGUCCUCAUAUCCCAACCUCCUAUCCCGUCCUGCUAUCUCGACCUCAUAUCCUGUCCUCAUAUCCCGUCCUCCUAUCCCAACCUAUCAUCCCGUCCUCAUAUCCCAACCUCCUAUCCCGUCCUGCUAUCUCGACCUCAUAUCCUGUCCUCAUAUCCCGACCUCAUGUCCCAUCCUUAUAUCCCGUUAUCAUAUCACGACCUCAUAUCCCGUCCUCAUAUCUCGACCUCAUGUCCCGUCCUCCUAUCCCGUCCUCAUAGCCCGUCCUCAUAUCUCCACCUCAUAUCCCGUCCCCAUAUCUCAACCUCAUAUCCUGUCCUCCUAUCCCGUCCUCAUAGCCUGUCCCUAUAUCUCGACCUCAUAUCCCGUCCUCAUAUCCCAACCUCAUAUCCCAUCUUCAUAUCCAGUCCUCAGGUGGGACUGAUUUGUGAUGAAGCUAUACUAUAUUUUAAGUGGACAUAUAAGUAACAUGUGAAGUAUUAUCGAAAUAUCUCCAGCCGUUUGGAAGUUAUGCAGUAACAUGUAUUUCCCAUAGACUUGCAUGGGACUUUAAACAAAAACCCCGCCCCUGGCAAAUGGGGGUGGGUAAAGGUUAAAUUACCUAUCCUAUGUUUGUUGUUGACAUAUAAGUAACAUAUGUGCCAAGUUUCAUGUUAAUAUCUUUAGCCGUUUGGACGUGAUGCUGGAACAUAUACACACAUACAUACAUACACACAUACAUACAUAUACACACACACAUAUACACACACACAUACAUACAUAUACAUACA
Molecule: messenger RNA, 2214 nt
Organism: Hyla sarda
Lineage: Eukaryota; Metazoa; Chordata; Amphibia; Anura; Hylidae
Product: dynein light chain Tctex-type protein 2B-like
Exons: 5
Coding region: 254-928 (224 amino acids)
Biological process (GO): microtubule-based movement
Cellular component (GO): cytoplasmic dynein complex; cytoplasm
Molecular function (GO): dynein intermediate chain binding
Source: RefSeq, a predicted model, not a curated record